Messenger RNA from Hippocampus comes (tiger tail seahorse), 1638 nucleotides. It is a transcript of the gene pparab, whose product is annotated as peroxisome proliferator-activated receptor alpha b. Gene Ontology annotation, biological process: hormone-mediated signaling pathway; negative regulation of inflammatory response; negative regulation of cholesterol storage. The transcript has 4 exons. Gene Ontology annotation, cellular component: nucleus. The record is from RefSeq and is a predicted model, not a curated record. Bases 348 to 1259 code for a protein of 303 amino acids. Gene Ontology annotation, molecular function: RNA polymerase II cis-regulatory region sequence-specific DNA binding; DNA-binding transcription repressor activity, RNA polymerase II-specific; nuclear receptor activity. NCBI's taxonomy places the organism in Eukaryota, Metazoa, Chordata, Actinopteri, Syngnathiformes, Syngnathidae.
UAUGAGUCCUGUUGUCAUUUCCACGCACAGCUACCUGUCUGAAACUUUGAUCAUUUUCAUUUUGAGCUUUGCAUGUCUAAACACGAUGCAGCCAUGGCGACAAACACGUUUGAUUUCGCGCUACGAUUAACAUGUGUGAGAAGGCGUUUCUAAAAAGCUGGUGAAGAGAAACUGUCCUAAAAAUACUCAAGUGGUUUGUUUUGUUUUUGUACCUCCUUCAGGGUUUUUUUCGGCGGACCAUCCGUCUCAAGCUCGAGUACGACAAGUGCGAACGCCGCUGUAAGAUCCAAAAGAAGAACCGCAACAAGUGCCAAUACUGCCGCUUCCAGAAGUGCCUGUCGGUGGGCAUGUCCCACAACGCCAUCCGCUUUGGUCGGAUGCCGCAGUCGGAGAAGCUGAAACUGAAGGCUGAGAUGGUGACGGGGGAGCGCGAGGUGGAGGACCCCCAGAUGGCCGACCAGAAGACGCUAGCUCGGCAGAUUUACGAGGCCUACCUCAAAAACUUCAACAUGAACAAGGCCAAGGCUCGGACCAUCCUCACGGGGAAGACCAGCACCCCGCCUUUGGUCAUCCACGACAUGGACACGCUGCAGCUGGCGGAGCAGACCCUGGUGGCCAAGAUGGUGGGCUCGGCGGGGGUCCUGAAGGACCGCGAGGCCGAAGUGCGCCUCUUCCACUGCUGCCAGUGCACCUCGGUGGAAACGGUGACCGAGUUGACGGAAUUCGCCAAGUCGGUCCCGGGCUUCUCUUGCCUGGACCUCAACGAUCAGGUGACUCUGUUGAAGUACGGCGUCUACGAGGCCCUCUUCGCCAUGCUGGCCUCGUGCAUGAACAAGGACGGGUUGCUGGUGGCGUACGGUUCGGGCUUCAUCACGCGCGAGUUCCUCAAGAGCCUGCGGCGGCCCUUCAGCGACAUGAUGGAGCCCAAGUUCCAGUUUGCCACCAAGUUUAACGCCCUGGAGCUGGACGAUAGCGACCUGGCGCUCUUUGUGGCCGCCAUCAUCUGCUGCGGAGACCGGCCCGGCCUGGUGAACGUGAGCCACAUCGAGCGUAUGCAGGAGAGCAUCGUGCAAGUGCUCCGGCUCCACCUGCUGGCCAACCACCCGGACGACGUCUUCCUCUUCCCCAAGCUUCUGCAGAAGCUGGCCGACUUGCGGCAGCUGGUCACCGAGCACGCGCAGCUGGUGCAAGAGAUCAAGAAGACGGAGGAUACGUCGCUGCACCCGCUCCUGCAGGAGAUCUACAGAGACAUGUAUUGAACAGCGUGGCCCAUCGUCCCGUCCUUUUUGGUUAUUUUCCUCUUACCGUGACCCCCCGUCCCCAGUGAACCCUCUCCUCAAUGCAGCAAGGGCUACUUUCAACUUCUGCUCGAUAAUAUUAAGCCUUGUUUCCACCAAGCGGCGCACUUUUAGUUGAGUAGACGUAUGUAGAAGUUGCACUCCCGCUAGCCGGUAAUUGAACCGUUUUGAGCCUCGAGGGCCACCGUACCCCAAUGCUUAAGUGAGUUAAGAGUUAGCCUGAGAAGUAUGGACCUCAAAAGGUUCUGCUUAGCUUUGCAAACACAGACUCAAAACAACCAAAUGCUAAAAUCUCGACUUUUUUCAAGUCGAGAUUUUGUUUUGCUUCUUUUUUUAAAAA